UCGUGAUGGAAUCCGCAUUCUUGCAUUCGCCGUCCGCGCCACACACCGUAUGCAGCUGCUUCUCCAUACGUGUCUUCUUGCGCUGCUCAGCGUUGUCGCUGCCACGACCGUCGGGUCGGCCGGGACCCUCUCGCCGCUCUCGCUCGCCUUUGAUGGCAGCGCGCCGUUCCGCCACGUCAUCGAGAAGCCAAAGGCUUCGUACGUGGCAGUGCAUUUUGCGAGUCUUGACAUUCCCAUCAACGGCACCCUUCGCCUCGAGGACAAGACCGGAAAGGACGUCGUGACGUUUGCAGGUGGCGACCGCCGCGGCAGCUUCUUCGCCGAGUGGCUCGCGGGCGAUGUCGUCACCCUCACGUACGACGCACCGCACUAUGCAGCGCAGUCGACGCCAGUCUUUGUCAUCGACAAGGUGGCGUUCGGGCACCGCGCCGUGGCGUCCGAAGACAUUUGCGGCGAGGACUUUACGCGGCCCGCGUCCUGCUUCCGCAACACGAGCAUGCACGCACCCAGCCGCGCCGUCGCCCGGCUCCUCAUUCAAGGCAUCUCCGAGUGCACGGGGUGGCUCAUUGGGUCCGAGGGCCAUUUGAUCACGAACGAACACUGCAUCGGCUUUGACGAAGACGGUAGCGAAGUCCAAGUCGACUUGGGUGCUGAAUGCGACUGCGACGACGCGAGCCAGCACACCGUCUACGGCGCGUGCAAGGGCACGAUCGUAGCGACCAAUGCCACGUUUCUGAUGUCCGACACGGCCAACGAUUUCGCGCUCUUCAAGCUCAACGUCAAGGACGGCGUGGAUUUGAGCCAGUGGGGCUACCUCCAGGUGCGCGCGUCCGGGCCGGUGCUCGGCGAGCAAGUGUACGUGUCGGGUCACCCCAACUUUUGGAGCAAGCGCGUGUCGGCGUUUGUCGCGACGAAUGUGCCGGGCGUCGUCACCAAUUUGAGCCACGACAUGGACAACGGGCCUACGCCGUUGGAGUCGUGUCAGAAGGACGAGUUCACGUACAACCUCGGGACGCUGCGAGGCAACUCGGGCUCGCCCGUCCUCUCGGCCAAGGACCAUGUGGUCGUCGGCUUGCACAACUGUGGGUCCUGCGGGGAGUAUGGCAACGGCGGCAUCAAGUUCAACAAGAUCGUGGCGCAGCUCGAAAGCAAGGGUCUUUUGCCACCCAAUGCGAUUGCCAAGAGUCGAUGCUAGAGUCGUGUAGUUGCUGUACUAAUAGUAUGUUUGAAAUACGCACUCGUUUUGGAGA
Molecule: messenger RNA, 1250 nt
Organism: Saprolegnia parasitica CBS 223.65
Lineage: Eukaryota; Oomycota; Saprolegniomycetes; Saprolegniales; Saprolegniaceae
Exons: 1
Coding region: 50-1195 (381 amino acids)
Source: RefSeq, a predicted model, not a curated record